This is a messenger RNA of Stylonychia lemnae, 480 nucleotides long. The record is from the annotation of a GenBank genome assembly. NCBI's taxonomy places the organism in Eukaryota, Ciliophora, Spirotrichea, Sporadotrichida, Oxytrichidae.
AUGAGGCCAAACCCUAGCACUAUGCAUCCUAAAUAAGAAGUAAUACUAUAAUAUCUCCCAAGCAGAAAUUAACCCAUAAUUACUGAAGAUAUUAUCUCAAUCGGUAGAGAAAUUGCAAUGUAUUUUAUUAGCUACAUAAAAUUCGACUCUUUUAAGCCCAUUAGCGUGAAUGACCAAGACAAGGUAUAAAUCAGACCCACUAUCAUCAUCUUAGCUAAUCCUAGGUAAUAAACAUUCUAAUUUGGAUCAAUAAAUAAUCUCAGCUUUUUAGUCCCAUUAAUUAUUGAAAGAAUAAAGGAUGGUACUGUAAAUAUCAAGAAGAGAAAAAUUACUAGUAGCAAGGGCUAAAAAAUGUAAAGGUAUUUUUACCCCCUAUUAGCAAAUGAAAGAAAACAGCAUAAAAAUCACCAAGUCAUUAGUGAAAAAGUAUCCCAGUUAUAUUAGGUUAUUUUUCUCAAAUAUUUCAUUUCCCAUUUAUGA